Gadus macrocephalus (Pacific cod) is the source of this 6251-nucleotide messenger RNA. Its product is annotated as bone morphogenetic protein receptor type-2-like. Bases 1134 to 4373 code for a protein of 1079 amino acids. Gene Ontology annotation, molecular function: ATP binding; transforming growth factor beta receptor activity. The record is from RefSeq and is a predicted model, not a curated record. Gene Ontology annotation, biological process: BMP signaling pathway; cellular response to growth factor stimulus; vasculature development. Gene Ontology annotation, cellular component: plasma membrane; signaling receptor complex. The transcript has 13 exons. Lineage: Eukaryota; Metazoa; Chordata; Actinopteri; Gadiformes; Gadidae.
CCCCAGAGCAAAUCCACAAGCAACCCGAUACCGGAGACGAGCGGUCCAGACAAGCCUGCAAACGAGGCGUUCCCAGCCGCUCCUCCGCCCUGCUGUCUACAGUCUGCCGAGCACAGAGCUCUGCGCACGGUCAAUGCCAAACACAUGCAAUCGCCGCAGGGGGAAAAAAACAGCGAGAAGAGACGUCCGACCCCCGCUCCCGUAACUCGCCGCGAACCAAAACGGGAAUAACCGAUCCUCGUCACGGAGGCGAUCGACCAUAUGGAUCAUUGAUACGGCCGGCGGCUUCGGGUUUGGACGCGCCGGAUGAAGUGAGACGCGGCGCCGCCGCGGACGAGCUCGCGCGUCGAGGCUAGGCUAGCGGGACUCGGUAGCAUUUAGCUUCAGACUAGCCAGACAGUCAGACGUAAAUAUAGGAGCAGUUCAGCCCCUCGGGUUGGGUGUAAAAUCACUCGUGGAAGGCGGGGAAGUGUUUUUUUCUGUGCCGGGGAGAGGAACCCAGAAAAGGUUAUUGUGAUUUAGAGGAGCGAGUAGCGCUCGUCUGUGUUGUUUUAUGGUAAUAUUAAACCUAGGUCUCUCUACUUCUAAGUUUUUUUCUCCUACUUCUCAGACAGUCCGGGGUCCAUGUAGCUCCCAGGAUAGCAUUAGCUAUUAGUAUGGACGCUGUGGGCUGUCUCGUUGACGCCGCUGCCGAGCCAGUCGGCUACCCGGGUUGAUGCUGGGUCUGAUCAGGACUACAGGAUCGAUAUCGGCUUUAUUUUGGAUUUGGACUGCAGGAAAUGAGUGAUAUUUGGAGCAUGUUAGAUUUGAGGGACAGAAUAUGAGUGAUAAUUGGUUCAUGUUGUAUUUUGAGGGACAGCACAUGAGUGAUAUUUGGAGUAAAAUGCUGGAUCUGGUCAGAUUUUAAAUUUUCGGUGAUACCAAGUAUCCAAUAAAGAUAUUAAUCAAUCGAUCCAUCCAUCCGGAGCCCACCAUGUCUGUCUCCACUUUGAACGUUUGCCGUGAUUGAGAGAACAAGUUGGUUUGAUUGAGCCGUCUGGAAGAAGAGAAGGGGGACAAAUAUAAACAGUGUGACGACCAGACAAGAGGACGAGUGAAGUAAAUUUGGAGAGGAUCCAGGCUGGAUCAGCGGCAUGUCUGUGGGCUGCGUAACGAUGCUCACACUCGCUAAAUUUGGGAUUUGUGCGAUGAUUUUCCUCAGUCCAGUGGCUGCGGCGCAGGGCGAGGAGCGGGAGUGUGCCUACACAGAGCAGCCCCAGCAGUGGGGCGUGGACCGCGUGCCAGGGUCGGAGGGCCGCGUCUCCCCGGAGAACACCACCGUGCGAUGUGCCAACGCCGGCCACUGCUACGGCCUGUGGGAGAAGAGCCGGCCCGGGGAGGUGCGCCCGGUCAAGCAAGGGUGCUGGGGCCAGGGGGAGCACCAGCAGGAUUGCCGUGACGACAGUUGCGUGGCGACCAACGUGCAGAUCCUCAAUGGGACGUUCCACUUCUGCUGCUGUGGCAGCGACAUGUGUAACCUCAACUUCACCGAGGACCUCACCCCGCCCAGCCCCACCGUCGUCCAGCCCAUCCACGGCCGCACGCUGCAAUACGAGGAGACGGUGAUCAUCGCCCUGGCGUCCGUGUCCGUUCUGGCCGUGGUCGCUGCGGCGGCGCUCUUCGGGUACCGCAUGAUGCGUGGAGGUUGUAAUCAGGGACUUCACAACCUGAACAUGAUGGAGGCCGCAGGCUCAGAGAGCUCCCUGGAUCUCGACAACCUUAAGCUGCUGGAGCUGAUCGGGCGUGGCCGCUACGGCGCCGUGUACUGCGGCUCGCUGGACGAGCGGCAGGUGGCGGUCAAGGUGUUCACGGCGGCCAACCGGCAGAACUUCCUCAACGAGUGCUCCAUCUACCGGCUCCCCCUGCUGGAGCACGACAACAUCGCGCGCUUCGUGGCGGCCGACGAGCGCACCGGCGCCGACGCGCGCACCGAGUACCUGCUGGUCAUGGACUACUACCCCCACGGCUCUCUCAACCGCUACCUGGGCCUCCAGACCAACGACUGGGGGAGCAGCUGUAGGCUGGCGCACUCUGUGACCCGUGGCCUGGCCUACCUCCACACCGAGCUCUGCAAAGGAGACCUGUACAAGCCCGCCGUCUCCCACCGGGACCUGAACAGUCGUAACAUCCUGGUGAAGGCGGACGGCGCCUGCGUCAUCAUCGACUUCGGCCUCUCCAUGAAGCUCACGGGGAACCGCCCACAGCGCCACGGCGAGGAGGACAACGCUGCCAUCAGCGAGGUUGGUACGAUCCGCUACAUGGCCCCGGAGGUCUUGGAGGGCGCGGUCAACCUGAGGGACUGUGAGUCAGCCCUGAAACAGGUGGACAUGUACGCCCUGGGCCUGGUGUACUGGGAGACCUUCAUGAGGUGUACUGACCUCUUCCCUGGUGAGUCUGUCCCAGAGUACCAGGUGGCCUUCCAGGCUGAGGCGGGGAACCAUCCCGUGUUCGAGGACAUGCAGGUGCUGGUGUCACGCGAGAAGCAGCGGCCCAAGUUCCCUGAGGCCUGGAAGGAGAACAGCCUGGCGGUGCGCUCCCUGAAGGAGACCAUGGAGGACUGCUGGGACCAGGACGCCGAGGCCCGGCUCACAGCCCAGUGCGCUGAGGAGCGUCUGGCCGAGCUGCUGCUCAUCUGGGACCGCUCCAAGUCCGUCAGCCCCACGCUCAACCCCAUGUCCACCACGCUGCACAACGAGAGGAACCGCAUGACCCCCAAGUCGGGGCCCUUCCCGGACCAGCCCUCCUCCUACAUCGAGGAGCAGGAGGGCGUGGCUAAGAACGGCCCGGCGGAUGGCCACCCCGCCGGCGGGCCCCCGGCUCUGGCGGGCUCCGGCGCGCGCACGGGGCCCCCGCCCGGCGAGCGCGACCGCAACUCCAUCAACCAGGAGCGGCAGCAGCAGGCCAGCGCGCGGCUGUCCAGCCCCGAGGGCAGCGGCGGCGGCGGCGGGGGCGGGGGCAGCCCCUCCACCACCACCACCACCACCCUGCUCUCGGAGUCGGAGGGCUCGGCGGGGGGCGCCCCGGCGGUCCCCGUGUGCCUGCACCUCACCCAGGAGGACCUGGAGACCACCAAGCUGGACCCCAAGGAGGUGGACAAGAACCUGAAGGAGAGCUCGGACGAGAACCUGGUGGAGCACUCGCAGAAGCAGUUCUGCUCGCCCGACCCGCUGAGCCCCGGCAGCUCCAGCCUGCUCUACCCGCUCAUCAAGAUGGCCGGCGGGGCGGCGGAGGCGGGCGGCGGCGGCGGCGGCGGGGCGGGGGCGGGCGCGGCCUCGGGGGGCUCCUCCCCCAUGCCGCCGGCCGCCUUCCCGCUGCCCAAGCAGCAGAACCUGCCCAAGCGGCCGUCCAGCCUGCCGCUGCGCACCAAGCCCCCCAAGAAGGAGGGCUCCUCCUCCGCGCUGCGCUUCAAGUUCGGCCGCUCGGGGAAGUCCAACCUGCGGCAGGUGGAGGGCGCCAAGACCACCAACGUGGGCGUGGGCGCCGCGGCGUCCGCCGCCGGCGAGUCGGCGCACCGCGGCACCAACAACCUGCCCGCCCGGCGCGAUCUCCGCAGCAACGGCGGCGUCGGCGCCAACGGGAGCGUGACCGCCAACGGGCAGGCGAACGGCGGCGGCGGCGGCGGCGGCGACGGCCGGUUGAGCCUGGGCGUGAUCACGGCCAGCCCCGACGAGCAUGAGCCCCUGCUGAGCCGGGAGCGGGAGCCGGCGGGGCCGCUGCUGUCGGCGCGGCCCAACAGCAACAACAACAACAGCAACACGGGGCGGGGCCGCGGCGAGGGCGAGGGUGAGGGGCCCGGGGAGGAGGGGGGGGCGCCGGAGGAGCAGCAGCAGCAGACGGAGGAGACGGGCCCCGAGAACGGGCCGCCGGCGGGCGGCGCCGACCCCCCCGCACCGGCGCCGGCCACGGCCACGGCGGUCACCAUGCGGGGGGAGGGGCUUCUGAGGCAGUCGCGGGGGCGGCGGCCCGAGAGGCCCAACUCGCUGGACCUGUCGUUCACCACGCGCGACCUGGCCUCGCUAGGGGAGGAGCUGGGGCACCGGGACGGCACCGCCGCCACGGGCGAGAAGAUCAAGAAGCGCGUCAAGACGCCGUACUCCCUGAAGCGCUGGCGUCCCACCACCUGGGUCAUCGCCAUGGACACCAGGGGCCCCGGGGACGACGACGACGACGACGACGACGACAACAACAACAACAGCAACCACCACAACUGCCACCACCACCACCACCCUCACCACCACCAGGGCGGCUCCAACGCCCACGCCACGCAGGCCCGGGGCCGGCCCAAAUCGGCCACCGCCGUCUUCGCCGGGGAUCCCAGCGACACUCUAGUGUGAACGCCCCCCCCCCCCCCCCCCACUCUUCUCUUUUCCUCUCCCCCCAAAAUCUGACACUAAACCUGUUAUUUUGUUUUUGUUUGUUUGUUGUUUUGUUUGUUCUUGGUCGUCAGCAAGAGGAAGCUAUGGAUCGUGCGAGCGGGAAAACCCGCCCCGGGUGGUCGUGUACAGCAACGUUUUUAUUUGUUUGGUUUUACAGACCGCGCCCCCACGCCCCCCCCCCCCACCUCCUCUUCCCCUCCUCCAUGUGACUCUUUUUAUCCGUGCGUCGCUUUAAAUGGAAAUCCAGCUAUGCAGCAUACUCAUUGGCUCCGGUCGCGGUGGUACGUUUGAGUUUGAUGUCUGUCGUUAGCCUGUUGGUUGGUCGUUGUUUCUGAGUUGUAUUUUUGUGGUCUUUCGUUUGGUUUUCAACUGAAUCGUUCCGUCGCGUGUGGACGCUGUGGUUCCCCCAGAGAUGCACUUUGGACCAGAUGGACGCGAGUCUGACUGUGUUGCCACGAUGACCGCGGAAUCGGAGGCGGUCUUUAAAUCGGCGACGGGAAAACAAUCAAAAAAUUUUGGAUUUUAUUUUAUUUUUUAUAAUUUUCUUAUUUCGUUUUUUUGUUUUAUUUUGUUUGUUAUUGUUUGGGUCAACGACAAGCAGAGAGUAAAGCUCUGUAAAAAAAACACUAAUCGUCCGUCUUAAAGACAAAAAAAAGACUUUUUUCUCAAUUUGUAUGCAAUCAUGUCCUUUCGCUAUGUACCCAUUCUUUGUAUCAUAAUUUUUUUUAAAUGUGCAAUAGAAUAUAGCUUUUAGAUGAUUUCUUUUUUUUAAGUUUCCCAUUUGUUAAGCCUUUUUUUUUUUUUAUCAAUGUGCUAUGUCGAUAGUUAAUCUAUGUUGCACUUCCAAAUAGUCACAAUCAAUCGUUCUACAAUCGACCAAGUCGCCCAAUCUCUCCUUCCUGUCUCUGGACUAACGCUCAGUGUACAGACAUCCUCCCCCCCCCCCUCUCUCUCCUCAACACCGAGAAUCAAUCUGACAUACAAAUGCUGUUCUACGGAGGAGGAGGAGGUAGUAUGAGGCCCUCACAAUCAAAACUCAGUUCCACCGAUUGAACAAAAUGGAGGAUUUUUAUUACGCACAGCAACCGCACCUGGAAUGGCUCAACACUGCAAUGUCUGGACGUAUUUUUUAAUGCGUUUUUAAUUUUAAUUUUUUUUAUUACAAUCACGAGCGAGCUGGGGAGAUGACGAACGAAGCGAUGGAGUCGUCGUGACGACGACAAACCAAGCGACGGAGUUGUCGUGGCUCCGAGGACCCCUUUUGGCGUACAACAUCAAUCUGUAGUCCUUAUACCCUGGACGUCCUGUCUUGUACGUUUGUCAGUUUUUGUCUAAUUGUCUGUCUGUCUGUCUGUCUCCAUCUAUCGCUGUCCGUCAAAAUGGCCAGAGAACACUUACGAAGUAUAGUAUCGUAGCUCUUUUAAAGACCGAACAAAAUGGAAAUUGACGUAUUUAACCCCCACUCGUAUAACCAACCAUAUUUAUCCAUUUCUACAUUAAACUCUAAAAUAAGCUAAACCUACCUUCCUCUAAAAGUGGACAUGGUUUUUCUUGAUCGUGUCACAAUGUUCUGAUGGGCGGGGCUGAACAUUCCAACCAAUUGUAAGGGGGGAGGGGGGUUAUAGACUUUGAAGACUGAUGUAGGCCUAUCACCCAAUCGUAAAUUAUGAAUGAUCAAAAACCACAUCCGGUCCUACGUUUAGUCCCGCCCUUAGAUACAGUUUGAACUACGCCACCUGACGGAGACAGGAAACCGCCUGAACGCUGUUUGAUGUCUUUUUAAAAAGAAAAGUUGACAUUUAAAGAAAUUAAACGUUGGAAUAACGCUGGAUUUAA